Messenger RNA from Seminavis robusta, 2433 nucleotides. The record is from the annotation of a GenBank genome assembly. NCBI's taxonomy places the organism in Eukaryota, Bacillariophyta, Bacillariophyceae, Naviculales, Naviculaceae.
AUGGAAGAAGAUGGAGAUGAUCAAGCAGAGGAUGAUUCAGAUUCGGAAUCAGGUUCUGAUGACGAUGGCUCUGUCAGUUCCGGUAGUAGCUUUGAUUCUGAUGCCACCUCCGAUUUAGAUGAUUCCGAUUCAUCAGUCAGCUCCACCGAAAGUGGACCCCAGCACGAGCAAAUGGAUGCCGAGAACGAGACCGUAAGCCCAGAUCUGGAGUAUGCAGUUAUUGCACAUCGGAAAAAGGGGUUAUUAUUAUCAAGAUUAUCAGAAGUUUCUGUAAGAGGGACUUUAUCGGUGAUUGAUAUGGCAAGGCGGGGCCUUGGGGUAAACGAUGUAGCCCUCAUUGAACAGGUGAUAUUGGGAAACCCAAGGCUAUCUGUGCUCAAACUGGGGUACAACGAUCUUGGCGAUGUCGGGGCGCACUGUAUUGCAAACGCGCUAUGCAUCGAAGCAGACGGAAAGCUGGAUCAUAGAGCAUUAGCUGUGUUGGAUCUGUGCUUCAAUGGAAUCGGAGACGAUGGCUGUGGUGGAUUAGCUAUGAAGGCCAUCGCAGGUAACUAUCAUUUACGAACGCUGUUCUUGACGGGGAACAAUAUUGGGGAAAAGGGCGCGUUGUCCAUUGCAGGGGCAUUGGUGCAUGGUUGCUAUUUGUCGCGUUUGCAUUUGACGGCGAACAAGAUAGGACCAGAGGGCACAAAAGCCCUUGCAACUGCAGUGGCGGAGGUUGACGCAAGAUUACAAAUGCAAGAAGCCGCUGGAGUGGCCGUACAGAGUCCCUUCUUGCAUCGAAUGGAACACCUCUUUUUGGGAUCUACACGUAUGGAAGCAACUGGGUUCUACACAAUACCGAGCAUGCUUCUAUCCAACGUAUCUCUCAAAGUACUGUGCCUGACAGACAACAACCUCCAGGACAGUGACAUCUCGAUUCUUGCUCAGGCAUUGACACAAAACAAAAAUGUUCCAUUGGAGUCUUUGAUGCUUUCUCACAACCAAAUUACUUGCGCCGGGGUUGAAUCACUGAUGAAUUCAAUUUGGGGAUCACCAACGUUGCGAGAAAUGAAGUUGGACAACAACAAAAUGCAGGACCGUGGAGCCCAACUAUGCGCGGUGGUCCUUGGUUCUGUAUCGUUGGAAAAGCUGGAUAUAAGCUUCAACAGUGUCACUACCGUAGGAGUGCGAGCUCUGAUGAAGAGUCUCUCGGAAGAUACGAACAUGCGUUCCCUCGGUAUAUGCGGGAUUCCAAUCGACCUGAACGCAGCCAAGGCGGUUUCGUUUGCAUUGGCGUAUAACACCGGAUUGGAAAUUGUAUACAUGGACAAUUGCCAGGUCGGAUACUCUGCCCAACGUCAUAUCACUGCGGGAAUUGUGUCCAAUCAAAAGGCCCCUUUACAACAAUUGACAGGGUUUCCUAUGGGUCCUAUCACUGCAACUCUCGGGAUGCCUCAAGUCCCUGAGGACUGGAACAAUGAAAAGGUGCUGGGCUUUGUACGGUUAAUGUGGCGAAACUGGGGUAAGAAAAGAGGACCUGCCGAUCAAGGCGAGGCGGAAGAAGCCAAGGGCCCUGCCCCGCCUGCGGCUGUUGCAGCAGCAGCCAAAAUCGCUCUAGCUUCUCUGGGAAGUGACCCGAGUGCAGAGUUGUAUGUCGAACCACGAAAAAUCGAAACUUACAAUGACGUCGAGAACAGCGAUGUGUCUCCUCUCGUGCCUUCAAAUGCAGCUCUUAUCGAAAGAACCUUUUCUGGGCGGUGCCUCGUCGCUUCGGUAAGCGACACAGAAGGAGGGGAUCAGAAUGGAUUCCUGGAGGCAUGGUCAGAAUCAUCUGCUUUUGGACGACCGGCGAACGUCAGCUACGCUGUUACAGGAGCUUCCUACCAUGACGCUCCACUGGAUAACCCAGAACAGAGAAAUCGCAACCUUCGGUGGCUUCGCACUCAUUUCAGGCCUCUGAUCGACGUUGGGAAACUACCUUUCAACAAUGCUGACAUGUGGCAGUUGCAUCAGUACUACUUCUCCCCACCCUACUACGGAGAUGACGACAACGAUUCGAAAACCCCAGCCGUUGACCAUGACGAGAAGAAAGUUCAUUCUUCUGGAGUCAGAACUCCGCCUGUUGUAGCCCGCAAGAGGUCCACCAAAGAUAGAGCUGCUGCACCCCCAACUACUCCGGUUUCUUCGAGUUCCCAGCAGCAACCGAACAUGGGCAAAGCAAUCUCUUUCCAAGCUCUUAGCAGUGCUGUGGCUGCCGCAGAUUUGACCAACGGUAGCCACAAGCGCAGGGGUGAGGAUGGAAUGGAAGAAGAAACGAAGACUUCCAAGGAGACUGAGCAUCUGAAAGCGAACGAAAAGCAUGAAGCCUCGAAUUGCCUAUUACCCCAGAAUCAGAGCCAAAUUGGAAUCCCUUGGAACAAAACCACUGGAGCAGACAUUAUCAUUGCUUAG